Messenger RNA from Megalops cyprinoides (Indo-Pacific tarpon), 2274 nucleotides. RefSeq names its product sema domain, immunoglobulin domain (Ig), short basic domain, secreted, (semaphorin) 3Ga (gene sema3ga). The transcript is spliced from 18 exons. Gene Ontology annotation, biological process: neural crest cell migration; negative chemotaxis; semaphorin-plexin signaling pathway. Lineage: Eukaryota; Metazoa; Chordata; Actinopteri; Elopiformes; Megalopidae. Gene Ontology annotation, molecular function: chemorepellent activity; semaphorin receptor binding. The coding region runs from base 22 to 2274 and encodes 750 amino acids. The record is from RefSeq and is a predicted model, not a curated record.
CCUCGAGUCAUAUAUUCUUCGAUGAGCGGUCAACUUCGAUGUUACAGGUUACCUAUACAGCCGUUCGCCAUGGCAGCAGCUCCGAGGCUCCUUGUCUUUCUCUUGGGUUCAUGCAUCUGUGGUAUCUAUGGCAACUACCGCGCUGCUCCCAGAGUGCAUCUGUCUUUCAAAGAACUGAUGGAAACCAAAACCAUCCGGCCCUUCAGCUUCUCCUUCAACACCAGUGACUACCGCAUCCUGCUGAUGGACCAGGACCAGGGGCGGCUCUACCUGGGCAGCCGCGAGUACCUGGUGGCCCUAGACAUGCAGAACAUCAACAAGGAGCCACUCAUAAUCCACUGGCCUGCCACCUCCCAGAGGAAAGGGGAGUGCCGCAUGACAGGAAAAGGAGGACAGGGGGAGUGUGCCAACUUCGUCCGUCUGAUUGAGCCGUGGAACCGCACCCACCUGUACACCUGCGGCACCGGCGCAUACAGGCCCGUCUGUACCUUCAUCAACAGGGGCUGGAAGGCUGAGGACUACCUCUUCCGCCUGGUCCCGGGGUACCUGGAUUCCGGGAAGGGAAAGUGUUCCUAUGACCCCAAUCAGGAAAAUGUAGCAGCCAUCAUCAAUGGGAAUCUCUAUGCUGGAGUCCACGUUGACUUUAUGGGCACAGACCCGGGGGUCUUUCGGACCAUGGGGGGCAGACCGGCAGUCAGAACUGAACAGUAUGACUCCAGAUGGCUUAACGAGCCAGUGUUUGUUCAGAUUCAGCACAUCCCUGACAGCUCAGAGAGGAAUGACGAUAAGCUGUACUUUUUCUUCCGUGAGAAGAGUCUGGACGCUGGGGGCGGGGCCAGUCCCAGUGUUCUGGCCAGGGUGGGGCGCGUGUGUCUGAAUGAUGACGGGGGUCAGAAGUCACUUGUGAACAAGUGGACAACCUUCCUGAAGGCGCGGCUCGUGUGCUCUGUGAUCGGGGAGGACGGGGUAGAAACCUACUUCGAUGAGCUGAGGGACGUUUUCAUUCAGCCCACUCAAGACGAGCGCAAUCCUGUUGUCUAUGCUGUCUUUUCUACUGCCGGCUCCGUGUUCAAAGGCUCAGCGGUGUGCGUGUACUCCAUGGCCGAUAUCCGCAACGUGUUCAACGGCCCCUUUUCCCACAAGCACGGCCACAACUACCAGUGGACGGCAUACACUGGCAAGAUCCCCUACCCCCGCCCCGGCACAUGUCCAGGCGGCACCUUCACCCCAGACCUGCGCUCCACCAAGGAGUUCUCGGACGAGGCCAUCAAUUUCGUGCGCACCCACCCCCUCAUGUACCACCCCGUCUACCCGCUCCACAAGCGCCCCCUGGUGGUACGCACGGGGGUGGACUACCGCUUCACCACCAUUGCAGUGGACCUGGUGGACGCAGUGGAUGGGAGGUACGAGGUGCUCUUUCUGGGAACAGAUCGUGGAACAGUCCAGAAAGUGAUAGUUCUUCCUAAGGAUCCCAGCACUAUGGAAGAGCUCAUUUUGGAAGAAGUUGAAGUUUUCAGGACCCCAGCACCAGUGAAAACAAUGAGAAUUUCCUCCAAAAGGCAACAACUGUACGUGUCGUCCGAAGCGGGGCUGACGCAGGUGUCCCUGCACAGAUGCCCUGUCUACGGGAAGGCCUGCUCUGACUGCUGCCUGGCCCGGGACCCGUACUGUGCGUGGGACGGGGAGAACUGUUCGGCCUUCACCCCCGCCACCAAGAGGAGGAGCAGGCGGCAGGACAUUAAGCAUGGAGACCCACUGCGCCAGUGUAGGGGUUUCAACGCCAAAGAGAAUCGCCUGAGAGAGACGGUGCAGUUUGGGGUGGAGGGAAGCAGCACCUUUCUGGAGUGUCAGCCCAGGUCUCCCCAGGCCACGGUCAAGUGGCUCUUCCAGAAGGAUGGCAGGCGCAAAGUGCUGAACCGGGACAGAGAGGUCCUGAAGACGGCUCACGGCAUCCUGCUGAAGUCAGUGACCCAGUCGGACGCCGGGCUGUACCACUGCCUGGCCACCGAGAACAAGUUCAAGCACACGGUGGCCCGGGUGGCCCUCCGCAUCCUGGACCGCGAGAUCGUGGAGGCUCUCACCUCCCCUGACGCCCCUCCCGAACAGCACUACCCCCCGCCCCCACCACCGCCCCCCCAGACCUUCCCCCCGCAGCCGGAGGUCCGCCUUAUAAACCAGUACUGCCAGUCCUACUGGCAGCAGCUGCACCCCAAACAGCCCAAACGCACUAGCAGGAGGCACACAGAGGGCCUGAGCUCAGAGCCGGACUACUGA